This is a messenger RNA of Elaeis guineensis (African oil palm), 1358 nucleotides long. RefSeq names its product ras-related protein RABA1f-like. The record is from RefSeq and is a predicted model, not a curated record. Lineage: Eukaryota; Viridiplantae; Streptophyta; Magnoliopsida; Arecales; Arecaceae. Gene Ontology annotation, molecular function: GTP binding; GTPase activity.
CCUGAAAUUUCCGGUCGCCUACAUGGACAGGACCAUCCAUAGGCCACACGGGGACGAGAGCCGCUCACCGCCUAAAAGAGCCCAAAAGCGCCGUCGGAGCAGCGUAAGCCAACGCACGCUUCUCUUCGCAUUCCCUGCGUAGGUGAUCAGAGAUCGGUGGGACCCCUUCUACCACCUCGGAAUUUCCCUCCGCUUCCUAGAGCUUGGAAUCGUCCGCCCCACUCUUAAAAUGUUAAAAUUAGAACACACACAGAGAGAGACUCCACCAUUCUCGCUCUUCUCUUGUCACCUAGCAGCCAAUCCUCGUAUCCGGUGAGACGCAGCAGAAACCAAUACACUGCUCGAAGAGAGAGGGAUCACGGAGGAGGUUGGAUCUGGUGACCAGAAGGAAAGCAGGAGGGGAGGAGAUAGAGAGGGAUAAGAGAUGUCGUACAGGGCGGACGACGACUAUGAUUAUUUGUUCAAGGUGGUGCUGAUCGGGGACUCGGGGGUGGGCAAGUCCAAUUUGUUGUCGCGGUUCACGCGCAACGAGUUCAGCCUCGAGUCCAAGUCCACCAUCGGCGUCGAGUUCGCCACCCGCAGCAUCCACGUCGACGACAAGGUCGUCAAGGCCCAGAUUUGGGAUACCGCCGGCCAAGAAAGAUAUCGUGCAAUCACAAGUGCAUAUUACAGAGGAGCUGUUGGUGCUCUUGUUGUCUAUGAUGUCAGUCGCCAUGUCACAUUUGAGAAUGUGGAGAGGUGGCUGAAGGAGCUCAGAGAUCACACAGAUACCAACAUUGUGAUUAUGCUCGUAGGAAACAAGGCUGACUUGCGCCACCUAAGGGCUGUCUCCACAGAGGAUGCUAAGGCCUUUGCAGAGAGGGAGAACACUUUCUUCAUGGAGACAUCCGCGCUGGAGUCACUGAAUGUAGAAAUUGCCUUCACUGAGGUUCUCACUCAGAUCUAUCGUGUGGUCAGCAGGAAGGCUCUUGAUAUUGGCGAUGAUCCCACAACUUUGCCCAAGGGUCAGACCAUCAAUGUAGGGACCAAGGAUGAUGUAUCAGCUGUCAAGAAAGCUGGCUGUUGCUCGGCUUAGAUCCCUCAAUCAAGGAACCUCAUCUUUAUGAUCCUUUGCUAUCUUGAAAUUAUAACAAGCUGCCUCGCAUGUCUGCAUGAAGAAGCUUUGGGCAACAUGCUUUUCAAAGUUCAUUUCCUCCGAAGAAAGUUCACAUUUUUUAUGACAUGAGUGUGAACAUCUCCAAGGUUUUAUGGCUAUUCAGAUUAGAAGUUUAAAUUUGGGGUGGUUGUCAUCAUCUUCCCAUGGAUGCAAAUCUUUCUUUUCAUUUCUUUUUCUUUUUUUGAGUUUUUAAUUCAGUAGC